This is a messenger RNA of Lemur catta (Ring-tailed lemur), 5337 nucleotides long. RefSeq names its product polycystin 1 like 3, transient receptor potential channel interacting (gene PKD1L3). Gene Ontology annotation, biological process: detection of mechanical stimulus. NCBI's taxonomy places the organism in Eukaryota, Metazoa, Chordata, Mammalia, Primates, Lemuridae. Gene Ontology annotation, molecular function: protein binding; calcium channel activity. Gene Ontology annotation, cellular component: membrane. The record is from RefSeq and is a predicted model, not a curated record.
AUGUUCUUCAGAGGAAGAACCUGGAUUUGGUUCUACAUCAGGACAAGCAUCAUUCUAGGAAGUAAACUAGAUAGCUCAGAGCUACCUGAGAAAAAUCUUUGUUACCAGCUUAACAGAUUUACAUGCAGCUUUAAGGAAGCAGAAAAUUACUGUCGUGCCCAUGGAGGACACCUUGCUCAUACUUGGAACAAGGAAGUUCAAGAUUUCCUCUGGAACUCUCUGGACGAAGGAGAGAAGUGGUGGAUUGGGGAAAACUUUAAGCCAAGAAAGCGUCAUGAAGAAAACCACCCAGAUAUCACAGCCUCAGCCCAUCCGCCAAAGCCCUUUGGCUGCACCUACCUGUCCAGAAACUUGACUCGGAUCUCAUCCAAAGAGGACACGUGCUUACUGGAAUGUUAUUUCAUUUGCCAGACCGAUUCCUUUCCAGAUCAAGAUACUAGUCAUGAAAGAAACGAAAAUAAUUCCACUUUACUCAAGAGACCCAAGAAGACAGAAACAGAAAUUGCGAUACCAAGAAAUGACAUGAACCCAGGAGUUCAUCAUUACCCCACAUGUCACCAUCCCGAUCGUGCUGAACGUCCCCUAUGUUACCCCAUCUACCGCUUCCCGUCAAUACAACCGGAAGUCACACUGCCAAUGUUAUCAGUCGCGUCUGUGCCGACCAGCGAGCCUCUCCCUGCGACAACAGAGCUCGCCAGGCCUGUUGCACGUGCUGGAAAAUCCCGGGUAGAAAUGACUUCAAGGCCAAAGGAGGACUCGCAUCUGGAUGUCUUCACCACUCAGCCGCAAGCAUCAUUUCAGAACGCGUCUGCCACGCCUCCUGGAAAAUCCCUGGCAGAAAUGACUUCAAGCCCAAAGGAGGACUCACAGUCGGAUGUCUUCACUUACCUACAAGCAUCAUUUCAGAAUGCGUCUGACCAGGUUAUAGAUGAUGUAGCUGGGAAAUUCAGCAGAGCGAUUUAUGAUUUGCAAGCUCGUGACAAGCUACAGCAAGCUUGCGAGGUCCUCCAGACGCUGACAGCCUUUGCCCCACGGUUUUCUAAGCAAGCUCACGUCAGUGUCAUCGAUUCUCUUAUUUACCUGAGUGAGCAGUUACUGAAGAUCCCGGUUCAGAACAACAGCAGUCUGGGCUUCAGAGUCCCUGUGAGCGUCUGUCUCUUCCACUCCCUCAACAGCAUCAUGGAAGCUGGUGAAGGAAGUUCGCAGAACUCUGAGCAGGAUGCUGAGCAGGUAGAAGACAUGCUAGAAAUGUCCUUGGUGGCACUUGGGAACAUCCAGGAAGCAUUUCUACAGGAGAACCAGUUUCCUGCAUCUCCAGUGACCUUGACCUCUUCCAUUGCCACUCUGAUGCUGAGCAGCCAAAACAUAUCAACUUUGCCUCUGAGCUCUUAUACUCUGGGUCACCCAGCUCCUGUGAGGUUAUGCUUUCCAUCGGCUGCGGCUUUGGAGGAGCUCUUGAACAAACACCCAGCAGUGAAUGUCCAGGUGGCAGGAGUAGCUUUAAAUCCCUUCAAGGAUUUUGGUGAUGGAAACAUUGUCGGAAGCAUUGGAAGUGUGAAACUAAGCUCUAAUCAUACAUUGCUCCAAGUCCAUGAUUUAAUGGAAGACAUUGAGAUCAUUCUCUGGAGAAAUGUGAGCAUGGAAACCCAUCCCAUCAGCCUCAACACAAGCACGGACCGUUUUGUGAUCACAGUGAACAUCACUUCUUUGGAGAAAACUCUGAUAGUGAGCAUAGAGCCUGAAAGUCCCCUGUUAAUGACACUCUACCUGGGCUUCCAGUAUCAGCCUAACCACACUCACUUCCACCUGAACGUCACCCUUCCAAAGGAUCAGAUGUGGCAGAAAGGGCAGCCAUGUUCUUUGCUCGAAGAUGAGGAGUACACGUGGGUGCUGACACCGGAGAGCCUGCGGUACGGGACUGGCACCUACUACAUAACAGCCGUGUGGAACAGGAGCCAGGACGGCGCUCAGUUGACAUCCCCGCUCGUCUCCGUUGUCACUGCCAUCACUCAGUGUUAUUUCUGGGACAGCCACAACAGGACGUGGAGGAGCAACGGAUGCCAAGUUGGGCCACAGAGCACAAUUUGGAGGACACAGUGUCUCUGUAACCACCUGACCUUCUUCAGCAGUGACUUCUUCAUUGUUCCCAGGACAGUGCAUGUUGAAGACACAAUCAGACUGUUCCUUCGUGUGACCAGCAAUCCCGUUGGGGUGUCCUUGCUGGCCAGCCUCUUAGGAUUCUAUAUGAUCAUAGUCGUGUGGGCUUGGAGGAAGGACCAAGCAGAUGUGCAGAAGGUGAAGGUCACUGUCCUGGCUGAUAAUGACCCCGACUCUCAAUUUCGCUACCUUAUUCAGGUCUACACAGGAUAUCGAAGAAGGGCCGCUACAACAGCUAAGGUUGUCAUCACCCUCUACGGAUCAGAGGGCCGGAGUGAGCCCCAUCACCUUUGGGACCCGCAGAAGACGGUGUUUGAGCGGGGAGGCCUGGACGUCUUCCUUCUCACCACUCGGUCCUCGCUAGGGGAGCUGCACGGCCUCCGGCUUUGGCACGACAAUUCGGGCACCAGUCCUUCCUGGUAUGUAAGCCAGGUGAUUGUCAGUGACGUGGCAGUUAAGAGGAAAUGGUACUUCCUGUGCAACUGCUGGCUGGCCGUGGACCUAGGAGAUUGCCAGCAGGACCGGGUCUUUCUACCAGCCGCAAAGAGAGAGCUCUUUUCCUUUAGACACACGUUUUCCUCCAUGAUUGUGGACAAGUUCACCCAGGAUUACCUGUGGCUCUCGGUGGCAACUCGGCAUCCCUGGAACCAGUUCACGAGGGUCCAGCGGCUCUCGUGCUGCGUGACGCUGCUCCUCUGCAACACGGUCACCAGCCUCAUGUUCUGGAAGAGAAGCAGCACCGCUGCCGAGAGAGACGAGCACACAUUGAGUCCAUUUGCUGUGACCUGGUCCGAACUGCUUAUCAGCGUCCAAACUGCUGUCAUCCUUUUCCCAAUCAAUCUUGUCAUUGGGCAGCUCUUCCCGUUGAUUCAACCACAGGAAACUCUGCCUCCCUUACCCCCGGGCCAGGCCUCCUGCCUCUCGGAUGCUUCUGUCAAGCCCCCCUGUCUCACAGAGGUGGUCGAGGAAUUAAAGGAAACUGUGGGAUUCCUGUUCAGGAGAAAUCCAUAUCUGUUCUCAGAGUGUGAACAAUCUCCAUGGAGUUGUUAUGACAUUAACAAGCUGGUGACACUCUUAUCCAGCCUCAUUUAUUCUCACUCAGAGGGUCAAGGUUGUCAUCAGCAGGCAGAACCCCGCUGGGCAAAUGUGGUUCCUGAAAACCACCGUCACUUCUGCUGUUACCUGCUCAGAGUUCUGCAGAGGCUGAAAUCUCACAUAGGCAGACUGGGUCUCACCCAGCUUCACCAGCCCUGUGACUUCCUACACGCAGCCAACCAGCUUCAGAAACUCCAGGAACUCUUGGAAACACAUACUCUUCCCACGGAGGAAGAGCCAUCCAGGGAGGUGACCGGUUUCCCCAUCCUGAGCCCAGCAGAAGGGAAGAAUGGCAUCUCUGGCGGCCUGCCCACAUGGCUGCCUUACAUCUGCUGGCUCCUCCUAGGGGUCACUAGCCUGGCUUCCGCCUUUUUUACGGCACUUUAUAGCUUAGAAUUGAACAAAGACCAAGCCACCAGCUGGGUGGUUUCGAUUAUUUUAUCAGUGCUUCAGAACGUCUUCAUCAGCCAGCCAGUAAAGGUGAUCAUCCUCACCCUCUUCCUCUCACUGUUGAUGAACAGGAUGCCAUGGCUUAACAAGGAGAAGGAACGACAAACGAGGAGGGUCUUGACACUCUUGGCAAAAUGUUCUUCACCACCAUUACCUGGUUCAAAAGAUAAGAACAACCCCAUCUAUGUAGCCCCACCUAUGAACAGUCCUCCUAAGCAUCCAACAAGAACCUUGAAAGAGAAGAAACUCUUCAGGCUGACUGGAGAUAUUUUGGUACAAAUCGUCUUCCUUAUCCUGUUGAUGACUACGGUCUACUCUGCAAGGAACUCCAAUAGAUUUUACCUCCAUCAAGCUAUCUGGAAGAGCUUCUUUCAGCAUUUUUCAGAAGUCAGACUUGUUGAGGAUUUCUACCCCUGGGCCAAUCGCACCCUCCUUCCUAACCUGUAUGGGGAUUACAGAGGUAAGAGUCACAGUCCUGGGGCCCAGUCAUGCCAAUGUGGGGUGCAAUUAGUUUUCCAAACACCCCGCAAGAGCCAUGAGAAACUGGAGAAAGAGGGGUGGGCUCCUUGGAUACGGCUGCCACCCUGUGGGCACCCAGACGGUCUGUUCCCUGGACCUCAUCUAAGCAGGUUCAGUUACAUCUGUGCACCCAGGCCCAUGGCGCUGGUUCCCACUGCUGUGUCUUAUCAAAGGCUGACAAAUGAGAACAAGAAUGGAUUUGGCUACAUACUUACAGGUGCUUUCUUCACUUCCAUGAGACUGGACAGCUUACCUUACCUGCAGACAUCAAAGGGCUUUGCCUGGUCUGUCGUCGCACAAGUCAUCUAUUAUCUACUCGUCUGUUACUAUGCCUUCGUACAGGGUCGGCGGCUGAAACGGCAGAGAUGGAGGUUCUUCGCUAGGAAGAGAAACAUCCUGGUCACGAGCAUAAUCCUCAUUAGCUUCACCAUCUUGGGGCUUGACAUGAAGAGCAUUUUUCUCCAGAAGAAAAACAUGGCACAAUACCACCGAGACCGCAACAGGUUCAUCAGCUUCUACAAGGCAGCAAAAGUGAACUCUGCUGCCAUUCACCUCGCAGGCUUCCUGGUUCUGCUGGCCACUGUUCAGUUGUGGAAUCUGCUGCAUCGUAACGCCAGGCUGCAGGUCAUUGGCAGGACACUGAGCAAAGCCUGGGGCGAGGUGGCGGGCUUCCUGCUGAUCAUCCUGAUCCUGCUCACAAGCUAUGCCAUUGCUUUUAACCUGCUGUUUGGAUGGACUAUCUCUGACUACCAGACUUUUGUCAGCUCAGCAAUGACUGUUGUUGGUCUCCUGAUGGGAAUUUCUCACCACAAGGAGGUUAUUGCUUUAGACCCAGUCCUGGGCUCCUUUCUGAUCCUCACCAGUGUCAUCUUGAUAGUACUUGUGAUAAUUAAUCUUUUUGUUUCUGCCAUUCUAAUGGCCUUUAGAAAAGAAAGAAAGUCCUCUAAGAGAGAAGCUACACUGGUAGAUGUGCUGCUACAGAAGUUCUCAAGUUUGUUAGGAAUCCAGCAACACCAGAACCCCUCAUCUAAGCAAGAAGCCAUGACAUCAAUGGCCACUGACACUGAAGUUUUAGAAGAUGAACUACCUUAAUCCUGGUACUUCCUAUCUUGGCUU